Molecule: messenger RNA, 1942 nt
Organism: Parasteatoda tepidariorum (common house spider)
Lineage: Eukaryota; Metazoa; Arthropoda; Arachnida; Araneae; Theridiidae
Source: RefSeq, a predicted model, not a curated record
GGUAGCAGUCAGUAUGAGUUUAAAAGACAGUGACUUGCCUAAAGAAUUACUCACAACAACUUGCUCACAGGAAUUUAGUCUCACAGAUGAGAAACCUCAUUCUUUUAGUGCAUGUAGCAGGAAUUAUUCACAGAAGGAAAGUGUAACUGCACACAAACACAUCCAUACUGGGGCAAAACCAUAUUCUUGUAGUAUAUGUAAUAAGAGUUUUUCAAAUAAGCGUUUACUAUCUACGCACAUUCGCAUUCAUACUGGUGAGAAACCUUAUUCUUGUGGUGUAUGUAAUAAGAGUUUUUCAAUUAGGUGUAAUCUAACUGUACACAGUCGCACUCAUACCGGAGAGAAACCUUAUUCGUGUAAUGUUUGUAAUAAGAGUUUUUCACAGAAGGUUAAUCUAACUGCACACCAACACAUUCAUACUGGGGAGAAACCAUAUUCUUGUAGUAUAUGUAAUAAGAGUUUUUCAAGGAAGGAACAUUUAUCUAAACACAAUCGCAUUCAUACUGGAGAGAAACCAUAUUCUUGUUAUAUAUGUAAUGAUAGUUUUUCACAGAAAGAAAAUCUAACUCAACACAUUCACUCACAUACUGGUGAAAAGCGUUAUUCUUGUGAUGUAUGCAAUAAAAGUUUUUCAACAAAGGCGAAUUUAUCUAUGCACGUUCGAACUCAUACUGGUGAAAAACCUUAUUUUUGUGACAUAUGUAAUAAAACUUUUUUAAGAGGGAGUGCACUGUCUAAGCACAGACUUAUUCACACUGGUGAAAAACCUUAUUUUUGUAGUGUAUGUAAUAAGAAUUUUUCAACAAUCGAGAAUUUAAAUCAACAUGUUCGAACACAUAAUGGUCAAAAGCUUUACUUUUGUGACGUAUGCAAUAAAGGUUUUUCAACAAGGAAAGCAUUGUCUGUGCAUGGACGUGUUCAUACAGGUGAGAAACCAUAUUCUUGUAGUGUGUGUAAUAAGAGUUUUUCAACAAACUCAGCUCUAACUUGUCACAGUCGCAUUCAUACUGGUGAAAAGCCUUAUCAUUGCAAUAUAUGUAAUAAAAGUUUUUCAAGACUGAGUAUACUGUCUAGACACAGUCAUGUUCAUACAGGUGAAAAACCUUAUUCUUGUAGUGUAUGUAAUAAGAGCUUUUCUCAGAAACAGUAUUUAAAUCAACACGUUAACACACAUGCUGAUGAAAAACCUUAUUCUUGUGGAAUGUGCAAUAAAAGUUUUUCGUUUAAGAAUAACUUGUGUAGGCACAUUCGUGUUCAUAUUGGUGAGAAACUUUUUUCCUGUGUUGUGUGAGAUAAGAGAUUUUCAAAAGAGGAUCAUUUAAUUCGUCACAGUCGCAUUCAUGCUAAUUAAAAGCCUUAUUUUUUCUGACAUGUUAUGGGGAUUUAGCUAUCCACAGUUAUUUUUAUUGUAGUUAGAAAUCUAAAUUUUGUAGUUUAUAUGGAUGAAAAGUUAUGUGAAGAAUUUAUUAAAACUGUUGAAGAAUCUAAUUUCUGUAGUUUGCUCAACGAGACAUGAUUCAUAUGAGGCUAAUGCAGGCCGCACACUGAAGCGACAUAGGGUAAGGAAUCGAUGCAACAUUCGCACUUUUGAGCAGGAAAGACGGAGCAUACUGUAAUCAGGAAGGAUAGGUACAGUUUUUGCACCUGCUCUGUGGGAAUACCUAGAUUCAGCAGAAAUUGUUUGGUGUGACUAUUGUACAUUGAGUAGGCGACAUCUUUAUGCAAUUAUUUAUCUUUUUUAAUCUCUAUUUAUAUUAUAUCAGGGUGUUCGGAAAGUACUUUUGUUUUUCCAACAGAGGAUUUAAUUGUAUUUUUUCGAACCCAAUUUCACACUUAAGCCGCAUUAUCAUUAUAUGUUUUGAGAGCUGAUAUAGUAAGGCUUGUGUGUGAAAAAGUUCAAAUAAUUCUACGCAGCACUUUUUGAUGGGUGCUCUUUUAAAUA